This is a messenger RNA of Xiphophorus couchianus (Monterrey platyfish), 3499 nucleotides long. Its product is annotated as histone-lysine N-methyltransferase mes-4-like. Gene Ontology annotation, cellular component: polytene chromosome; nucleus. The transcript is spliced from 10 exons. Bases 198 to 3275 code for a protein of 1025 amino acids. NCBI's taxonomy places the organism in Eukaryota, Metazoa, Chordata, Actinopteri, Cyprinodontiformes, Poeciliidae. The record is from RefSeq and is a predicted model, not a curated record. Gene Ontology annotation, molecular function: protein binding; histone H4K20 methyltransferase activity; transcription regulator activity. Gene Ontology annotation, biological process: regulation of DNA damage response, signal transduction by p53 class mediator; regulation of transcription by RNA polymerase II.
AGAAAUGUCCCAAAGUCCUGACUGUCCUUGUACAACUUCUUCAGCUGGCAACACAGAACAGGUACAGAAGUUGGGUUUUCAUUUUGAAAUUACCAAACAUUUUGGCUGGAUUUAAAACUAGUUUCCUUUCAUGGGUGUUUUCUCUCAUAGAACAAUCAUUUAAGUGGAGAUAUCUCUGUGAAGUAAUCAAGGGCAGUAUGGUGUUGACUUGUAUUUAUUUUCUGUUUCAGAUCAGAGCUGAAAAUGAUCAGGAUCAGAUGACAACGAGUGUCCCAAAUGAGAUAGACCCUGUCCUGGAUUCACUCCCCAUCAAUUCAGAGGAAUUGGAGGAAGAAAUGUCCCAAAGUCCUGACUGUCCUUGUACAACUUCUUCAGCUGGCAACACAGAACAGAUCAGAGCUGAAAAUGAUCAGGAUCAGAUGACAACGAGUGUCCCAAAUGAGAUAGACCCUGUCCUGGAUUCACUCCCCAUCAAUUCAGAGGAAUUGGAGGAAGAAAUGUCCCAAAGUCCUGACUGUCCUCAUACAACUUCUUCAGCUGGCAACACAGAACAGUGUCAAAAACAUCACUUGAUGUGCACAACAGUAUCCUCUUUGGAGAAGUGUACUCAGUGUUUUGGACCUUGUUCUUCAUUCAAGUGGGUUGGCUACCAGUGCAAAGGUUGUUCAAAAGUCUGGCAUUCAUCCUGCCUUAAACAAAUUAUAAAGGAUGAUGGAUCUCAGGCAAAAGAACUGUUUAAGUAUUCCAUAGCUGACUCCUCAUCAGAUAACAACACAUCACCUUCCAAAGAAUGUGAAAUGUCAGAUGAUGACCAUGCAUCUGAUAUUGACUACAUACCAAAUUCAGAAUCUGCAGAAGCUGAUGAAGACUCAGAUGUUAGCAUCCCUCUUCAGCCCAUCAAGUCUAAAGUUGGACAACUUCAAGGAAACCCAACAAUACCCGAUCUCACUUCAUUCUUGCCAGACUCAAGUUCUGUGGUUGAACCUUGCACAUCAAAUUACUGGCCUCCUUUUCACACAGAUGAUAUGGGUGAUGGCACAUUCGAAACAUUCAGCCCAGCCAAGUCUACCAAAGACUCAAACAAUAAACCAAAAAGUCAAAAGGAGCUUCACAAACAGGAAUCCUCACAGCAUAUUUUGAGUGCUAAGAACUAUUGCUUUGUAUGUGGUAGGCCACAGAGCAAAAUUUCACGCCAUUUAAAAACCCACAAGACACAUGCUGAAAUUGCUUAUGCCUUUUCCCUUCCGGAAGACUCAAAAGAGCGCAAUGUUCUUCUAGAAAAAAUGAGAAACAAGGGGAACUUCAAACAUAACUGUGAGGUUUUACAAAGUGGGAAAGGAUCGUUGAAAGUUAAGAGAAAGCCAAAAGCAAAGACUGGAACAUUUAUACAUUGUAUGUACUGCCAAGGUAUGUACAUUCGAAAGGAACUAUGGAGACAUGUGCAAAGAUGCCCCUGUAAGCCACAAAAUGAAGAUUUGAACCAAGGACAUGGAAGAACCAAAGUACUGGGUUUUGCUAUGGCUCAAGAGUCUGCAUUCUGUCAAGAGAUUUCAAGUGGGGUUUGGAAGCUCCUCGGUCCCAUGAAGCAGGAUGAUGUAGCCACAGUUGUGAGAAAUGACCUGACCAUUAUUCAGUUUGCCCAGUCUCUCUACAACAGACAUGGACAAGACCCUACUAAGUAUGAGUACAUCCGACAGAAGCUCCGUGAAAUUGGACGUCUGUUAAUAUGUCUACGGUCUGAAUUCUCUAUACAUAACUUGGAGGAAGCUGUGAAACCUGCUAACUUCCAAAGAGUUGUCCAGGCAGUAAAGAUUGUCUGCGGUUUUGAUGAAGAAAAGCAUUCAUACCAAACACCAAGUCUUGCACUAAAACUGGGACAUACACUACAGAAAAUCAGUGACAUUAUCCAUUGCCGAGCGCUCAUGGCAGAAGAUGAAGAACUGAUUAAGUCAACAGACACUUUCAAAAAGCUGUAUACAUCCAAGUGGUCUGAGUUAGUGUCACAUACUGCCUUGAACACUCUGAGUCAUGCCAAAUAUAAUAAGCCAUUAACCUUACCAUUCACAGAAGAUGUUCAGAGUCUUCAUAGGUACCUUAAGAAAUCUGGAGAAAAUGCAUUUUCUAACUUGAAAGAAGAGGUCAGCCCCCAGAAUUAUGCAGAACUUGCAAAAGUUACUCUUGCACAGGUCAUUGUGUUCAAUCGAAGACGAGCUGGAGAAGUCUCAAAGAUGCGUCUCAGAGGUUUCCAGCAGAGAGAUGACUCCAAGCUCCAUGAAGAUGUUGCUGCUGGAUUGUCCAAGGUUGAAAAAAGGCUCUGUAGCUACUUCAGCCGUGUUGAAAUAAUUGGAAAAAGAGGUCGAAAAGUUGCGGUUCUCCUUUCUCCAGAUGUGGUGGAUGCUCUGACUCUGCUGGUCAGCAAAAGAGAGCAAUGUGGUGUUUGCUCCACAAACAUCUUUCUUUUUGCCCGACCAAGAUCUCAAAGUCACUACAGGGGCCAAGACUGUUUGCGUGUUUAUGGAAGCCAAUGUGGGGCGAAGCAUCCCGAGUUCCUCAGGUCCACGCAACUCAGGAAGCAUGUUGCCACAUUGUCACAAGUCCUCAACCUCAAAAAUAAUGAAAUUGACCAGGUGGCUGACUUCCUGGGACAUGAUAUUCGUGUCCACAGGGAAUUUUAUCGCUUACCUGUGCCAACAACACAACUGGCAAAGAUUUCUAAGCUUCUUUUGUCCAUGGAGAAAGGACACGUAUCUACCCUGCAAGGAAAAUCCCUUGAUGACAUCGAAAUCGAAGAUGAAAUAGAACUAAGUGAGGAUGAAGAAAAGGAAGAUUUAAGUGAUUUGGAUGACUGCGAUUCUGUGGAACCUGAGGAACCCGUGGAAACCGUGGAAUCUGUGGAACCUGAGGAACCUGUGGAACCUGUGGAACCUGAGGAACCUGUGGAGCCUGUGGAACCUGAGCAAAGCAAGAAUAUGGAUGAUUUGUUGGGAGCAGUGUCAUCGACAGCAGAGGAAACUGUCCCUCCUGUUGAAGAGACCUCCUCUGCUGCACCCAGAAGACAACCAAAAAAACCAUGGUCAAGUGCUGAGGUUUCUGCUGUUAUGAGGCAUUUUAAAGCUCACAUAGGUAAAGGAAAACUUGCCACUAAAAAUGAGUGCAAACACUGCAAGUUGGUGGAAGGUCCUGUGCUGGCUCAAAGAACAGCACAAAAUAUCAGGGACUUUGUGAGAAACCGUGGAAUAACUGCUAUGAGGCAGGCACAAAAGAAAAGGCUCUAGAUUUUAUGUGAAGUAAUCAUUUGUUCAAAAGUGUUCCAUUUUGUUCAUGCUACUAAAACAUUUUUUUUGUUGCCUAUCGAACAAUAUUAUCUGUAAAGUCCCGUGACUUAGAGGCUGUUUAAAUGUAUUUGUGUUGAUAGGCAGAAAAGCGUUUUUCUAAUGGUGAGGCAUUUUUCUGUUGUCCAGCAUAAAAAUUAUUCGAAAAGGUGGCAGAAUUUUAAUUU